This is a messenger RNA of Fusarium venenatum, 1872 nucleotides long. Its product is annotated as alkaline-phosphatase-like protein. Gene Ontology annotation, molecular function: arylsulfatase activity. Lineage: Eukaryota; Fungi; Ascomycota; Sordariomycetes; Hypocreales; Nectriaceae. The record is from RefSeq and is a predicted model, not a curated record.
AUGGCCAACUCUACUGAUGAAUCGCCGAGGCGUCCCAACUUCUUGUUCAUUCUUGCUGAUGACUUGGGCUUUUCCGACAUUGGCUGUUACGGAGCCGAGAUCCAAACACCCAAUAUCGAUCGACUUGCUUCGGAAGGUGUCCGCAUGCUAAACCACCAUGCUGCAGCGGCUUGUUCACCCACACGAGCAAUGCUCCUCAGUGGAACUGAUGCACACCUUGGUGGCUUAGGUGUGCUGAUAGAAUACAAGGGUAACGAAAAAGGUGCGAAGCGUUAUGGAGGAACGGCUGGCUACGAAGGUUAUCUCACUGAAAACGUCGCAACCAUUCCCGAGAUUUUAGAAGACAACGGCUAUUUUACUGCUAUGUCUGGCAAGUGGCACUUGGGUAUGCGCGAUGCUCAGGGACCUUGGAAUCGUGGCUUUCAAAAGGCUUUUACUAUGCUUCCCGGGUGCUGCAACCAUUAUAGAUGGGAACCUGUACAAGAGAAGUUCCCGUUUGGUGGUCGCCCAAUUCACGCCGAGAAUGGCAAGAAAGUCGACAUAACUCCCAACAAAACUGAAGAUCCGAACGGUUUCUAUUCUACAGACGCCUACACUGAUAAUCUCAUUCAGUAUUUUGGGGGAAGAACGGAAGAAGAUAAGAACAAGCCUUUCUUUACAUACUUGCCAUAUACUGCGCCCCAUUGGCCAUUGCAAUGUUCGAAAGCACAACGUGACAAGUACAAGGGCAUGUACGACGAUGGACCAUAUGCACUACGUGAGCGCAGAUUAAAGAAACUCAUAGACUUGGGUAUAAUAGACAAGUCUGUUGUUCCGCACCAAGUAGAGACACAGACAAUGGGUGUUGGAGAAUGGGACGACCUCUCACCCGAAGAAAGGAAGCUCUCGAGUCGAGCGAUGGAGGCAUAUGCAGGUAUGGUAGAUUCCAUUGACGUCAAUGUCGGCAAGGUGGUGGACUAUCUGAAGUCAACGGGCGAGUACGAUAACACCUUUAUUGUGUUUAUGAGUGAUAAUGGAGCCGAGGGAGCAGCCAUGGAGGCUAUUCCUGUCAUGGGAGAUAAAAUUACCAAGGCCAUUCAUCAAUACUACGAUAAUUCUUACGAAAAUAUCGGUUCUUGGAACUCUUUCACCUGGCUUGGUCCCUUGUGGGCUCAGGCAUCCACUGCCCCUUCAAGGCUGUUCAAAUGCUUUCCAUCGCAAGGAGGUAUACUUGUGCCAUGUAUCGUGAAGCCUCCGGCUCAGACAUUCCAUUCGUCAUUCCAACCAGGGACCUUCGACCGAUCAUUCUCCACUGUCAUGGACUUUGCGCCUACCUUCCUCGAACUAGCUGGAGUACUUCUCCCUACUUCUGAAAAGAUAGCUACGACAGAGGCUGGAAAUGGUAGCGCUGCUCCGGCCACAAAGACUGUUCCAUUCCGAGGAAGAACAGUACAUACCAUUCGGGGAAAGUCUUGGGUACCGUUCUUCGGCCGAGCCGAAAAGGUGGAAGAUGAUGAGAUGUGGACAAUUCACCCUUCUACUGAACCUGUUGGUUGGGAACUAUUUGCAAGAGGUGCUCUACGCAAGGGUAAUUGGAAGAUUGUCCACAUUUCCAAGCAACAAGGUGGUGCCGGAGAAGGUGAUGAAGGGUGGGAGUUGUUCAAUGUGGUUGAAGACCCUGGGGAGACCCGGAACCUGGCAGAGAGUGACCCCGAGAAACUACAGGAACUACUUGCACACUGGGAUGAAUAUGUGGUUGAGUGCGGAAUUGUAUGGGGAGAAAAGGCCGAGGCUCUAGGUCUUGACAAGGCCAGUGCCCCAGAGCUUUGGGAAGAUGAUACGGAGUUGCAGAGAGGUUGGAUAGGUGCUAAGGCUGGUCAAUGUUUGGCAUGA